Molecule: messenger RNA, 7892 nt
Organism: Myotis lucifugus (little brown bat)
Lineage: Eukaryota; Metazoa; Chordata; Mammalia; Chiroptera; Vespertilionidae
Gene: GFPT1
Product: glutamine--fructose-6-phosphate transaminase 1
Exons: 19
Coding region: 177-2222 (681 amino acids)
Biological process (GO): carbohydrate derivative biosynthetic process; fructose 6-phosphate metabolic process; UDP-N-acetylglucosamine metabolic process
Molecular function (GO): L-glutamine:D-fructose-6-phosphate transaminase (isomerizing) activity; carbohydrate derivative binding
Source: RefSeq, a predicted model, not a curated record
UGGCGAGUCCCGGAGGCCAAGAAGGGAGUCGUUACCUCGGCUGUCGCAUCCUCGAGGGAGUCGUGCGGGUACCUCCUUACCCCCAAGCCCGCUGAUAGCCCCACAGGCUCCCGUGUGCUCCCCACUUCGCCAGCCGCUCACCACUCGCCUAGCGGACCGAGCGGGCCUCCGGCAUCAUGUGCGGUAUAUUUGCUUACUUAAACUACCAUGUCCCUCGCACAAGACGAGAAAUCUUGGAGACCCUAAUCAAAGGCCUUCAGAGACUGGAAUACAGAGGAUAUGAUUCUGCUGGUGUGGGAGUUGAUGGAGGCAAUGACAAAGACUGGGAAGCAAAUGCCUGCAAAAUCCAGCUCAUUAAGAAGAAAGGGAAAGUAAAAGCACUGGAUGAAGAAGUUCACAAACAACAGGAUAUGGAUUUGGAUAUAGAAUUUGAUGUACACCUUGGAAUAGCUCAUACCCGUUGGGCAACACACGGCGAACCCAAUCCUGUCAAUAGCCAUCCCCAGCGCUCUGAUAAAAAUAAUGAAUUUAUUGUUAUUCACAAUGGAAUCAUCACCAACUACAAAGACUUGAAAAAGUUUUUGGAAAGUAAAGGUUAUGACUUUGAAUCUGAAACAGACACAGAAACAAUUGCCAAGCUUGUUAAGUACAUGUAUGACAAUCGGGAAAGUCAAGAUACCAGUUUUACUACCUUGGUGGAGAGAGUUAUCCAACAAUUGGAAGGUGCUUUUGCACUUGUAUUUAAAAGUGUUCAUUUUCCUGGCCAAGCAGUUGUCACAAGACGAGGUAGCCCUCUGUUGAUUGGUGUACGAAGUGAACAUAAACUCUCUACUGAUCACAUUCCAAUACUCUACAGAACAGGCAAAGAUAAGAAAGGAAGCUGCAAUCUCUCUCGUGUGGACAGCACAACUUGCCUUUUCCCUGUUGAGGAAAAAGCGGUGGAAUAUUACUUUGCUUCUGAUGCAAGUGCUGUCAUAGAACACACCAAUCGCGUCAUCUUUCUUGAAGAUGAUGAUGUAGCAGCAGUGGUAGAUGGCCGUCUUUCUAUCCAUCGAAUUAAACGAACUGCAGGAGAUCACCCUGGAAGAGCUGUGCAAACCCUCCAGAUGGAACUCCAGCAGAUCAUGAAGGGCAACUUCAGUUCAUUUAUGCAGAAGGAAAUUUUUGAGCAGCCAGAGUCAGUUGUGAACACAAUGAGAGGAAGAGUCAACUUUGAUGACUAUACUGUGAAUUUGGGCGGUUUGAAGGAUCACAUUAAGGAGAUCCAGAGGUGCCGGCGCUUGAUUCUUAUUGCUUGUGGAACAAGUUAUCAUGCUGGUGUAGCAACACGUCAAGUUCUUGAAGAGCUGACUGAGUUGCCGGUUAUGGUGGAGCUAGCCAGUGAUUUCCUGGAUAGAAACACGCCAGUUUUUCGAGAUGAUGUUUGCUUUUUUAUUAGUCAGUCAGGUGAGACAGCAGAUACCCUGAUGGGUCUUCGGUACUGCAAGGAGAGAGGAGCUUUAACUGUGGGGAUCACCAACACUGUCGGCAGUUCCAUAUCAAGGGAGACAGACUGUGGAGUUCACAUUAAUGCUGGGCCCGAGAUUGGCGUGGCCAGCACAAAGGCUUACACCAGCCAGUUUGUAUCCCUUGUGAUGUUUGCCCUUAUGAUGUGUGAUGACAGGAUUUCCAUGCAAGAGAGACGCAAAGAGAUCAUGCUUGGACUGAAGCGGCUGCCUGAUUUGAUUAAAGAAGUACUGAGUAUAGAUGAUGAAAUUCAGAAACUGGCAACAGAACUUUAUCAUCAGAAGUCGGUCUUGAUAAUGGGGCGUGGCUAUCAUUAUGCUACUUGUCUUGAAGGGGCACUAAAAAUCAAAGAAAUCACUUACAUGCACUCUGAAGGCAUCCUCGCUGGUGAAUUGAAGCAUGGUCCUCUGGCUUUGGUGGAUAAGUUAAUGCCUGUCAUCAUGAUCAUUAUGAGAGAUCAUACUUAUGCCAAGUGUCAGAAUGCUCUUCAGCAGGUGGUUGCUAGGCAGGGACGCCCAGUGGUGAUUUGUGAUAAGGAAGAUACCGAGACCAUUAACAACACUAAAAGAACAAUCAAGGUUCCCCACUCAGUGGACUGCUUGCAAGGCAUUCUCAGUGUGAUCCCCUUACAGUUGCUGGCUUUCCACCUUGCUGUGCUGAGAGGCUAUGAUGUUGAUUUCCCCCGGAAUCUUGCCAAAUCGGUAACAGUAGAAUGAGGAGCAUCUGAAACUCUGGGCAAUUAAGCAACACAAGACACCUUUUGUAUUUAAAAUCUUGAUUUAAAAUAUCACUCCUUUAAGCUUUUUUUUUUUUUUUUUUUUGGUAAAUCCUUAUUUAUAUAUCAGUUAUAAUUCCACUAAAUUUGUGCUUUUUGUGAAAUUACCUCAUAUUUUUCCAGUAAUUUGUGGGGAAGUUUGAAAAAUGGAAUCAUUAUCAGAAACAGUUAGCUUUCAUUUUCUUUUUUUUAAUCAUCACCUGAGGAUCUUUUAUCCAUUGAUUUUUAGAAGGAGGGAGAGAAGGAGGGAGAAGGAGAGAGGAUGGAAGAGAGAGAGAAAAAAAAACAUCAAUGUGAGACAGACACACAUUGAUGGGUUGUUUCCCAUACAUGUCCCGACCAGGGUGGGGAUCAAACCUGUAACCCAGGUACGUGCCCUUAACUGGGAGUCAAACCUCUGACCCUUUGGUCCUUGGGCUGACAUUCUAAUCACUGAGCCAAACUGGCCAGGGCUAGCUUUCAUUUUCUUUAAAAGAAGCUGGUAACCCAGGUACGUGCCCUUAACCGGGAGUCAAACCUCUGACCCUUUGGUCCUUGGGCUGACAUUCUAAUCACUGAGCCAAACUGGCCAGGGCUAGCUUUCAUUUUCUUUAAAAGAUGCUGGGUGUUGGAUUUCUGGACUCUGCUUCAAUCUGAGAGGAUUGUGUAUUUUAAAAGUAAUUGGCAUUUGUUUUACCAUGCUUUUAUUCAUUCAGACCAAUGAAAGAGUAGUGCAUUUAUUAGAAGAUCUAAAGCCAGUGGCAAUGUAUUUGGACAUUUGAUUACGGUUUUGCUAAGUUAUAUAUAAAGACAAGAUGCUAUGAUUUAUUUUGAAAUUUGUUAGUGUACUUAAAAAGAAAAAACUUUUCUUGGUGGGAUUUCUACCUAAGUUAAGUUGAUCUUAGUCUCUCACAUUUAUUGUUUGUUAUCUAUAGGUCAGGGUAGUUUAGGAAGCUAAAUAGUAUCGUAGUGCAUUGGUUUUCUCCAGCCCUUAACAGAAAAUAUUUGUAUAAUUUCAUAGCACAAACUAAAUUUGAGCUGCUUUGGACAGCUAACAAUAUAAUUUUAAAUUUGAAGAUGGAAUAUAUAUUUAUUGGAUUUCCGACUCUGUUUUUUCAUCUCUUAAAAAAUGGUUUUUAUUUUCUUGUAUCUGUAGUUUUUUAAUCACAGCUGAAUGACAUAUUUUAUCUUGUUCUUUGAAGUCACCACACAGAGUUGUCAUCAAAUGUCUCAAAUUAAAUCAGUAUUGAUAUAUUCAGAAUUUGCUUCAACUUUGUCCCAAAGAAUUUCCUGCAAUUAAUUUAAAGUCCCUUCACUACCUUCUGUAAAACUAGUACCUUCCUGCGAGUCUGGAAGCUCUUUGCAAUAGUUUGGAAAAUUUGCAAGUCUAUUGACUAAUCAUUUGACUCUAUAUGGUGGGCUAUGCUUAGAAAAAACUAUGUGCUUUACACUGAAAUUAAUGAAGGAUUGCGUCAAAUUCAGUACAAGCAAACCUUGGGAAUAUGGCGGGUUUGGUUCCUGACCACCGUAAUAAAGCCAGGAUUGCAGUAGGCGAGUCGUAAUCCUUUUGCUGGUUGAGGGUCUGGCCUUCAGUUUGUAAAAAACAUAACAUCUGUGAGCACAAUAAAGUGAAGCACAAAAAAGAGGUGCCUGUAUUAUUGCCUGGGGAUUGUUCUCUCUGCACUUUUUGUGUUCUGCCCCUUCAGUUCAUUUAGGAAUGAAGAAGAUGUAAAUACAUUGGUGUUGAGGUGAGUUUAGCUGCUUAGUGCCAGAAAUGGAACUUAACAAUUUAGAUUAAAAUAUUUAGAGUAGACUAUGAGUUUGAUACUGAAAAAGUUGUAAUUUCUUCACGGAGCUUUUUUGGCCACAUCUUGGGGAUUUUAUAGCAAAGGGUAUUUAUGUUUUGGUUAAGUCCUCUUUCAAAAGUUUUCACUUUAAAAUUGUGAAGGUAAGAUAUUUAGCAAAUUAUGUAAGCCCAGUCUAUUCCUUUCUCUGUUUUUGAACUUCUUGAUGAGAUGAAGAUUUUCUGCAAGAGAAGCAUAGAAUUCUGCAAGAGAAGCAUAGAAUUCUGCUUGUGUAUCAUAGAAAGGGCAUGUGCCCUGACUGGGAAUCGAACCUGGGACCUCUUGGUAAUGCUCAACCACUGAGCAACACCAGCCAGGCCAUAAGCCCUUUUCAGGCCUGGAGUUGUGUAGCAUUUAACACAGGGCCCAGGAAAUGAUAGUUACUUCAGAGUCAGCUUUUUGAUCUUUCUUUAAUCACUUAUGCCAUAGGAAUAAAUGAGAAGAGAGAAAUAAUAUUAACUGAUUUUAGUUUGUUAUAACUAUGUCAACAGCCUGUUAUGGGCAAGUCACUAUGCUAGGAACUGAAAGGUGCAUCUUAAAAGCAAAGCCCAUUUGUCUCCAGGUAGGCUCAUCACAAGUGAAGACUGGGGUCAUUGAAAGGGUAAGAGAGUACCCUUAAUGUUAAGUGCUAUAAGUGGAUUUCACUUAAAUCAUGAUCCAAGUUUUGGGGUAUAUCAUGCUCAGAAGAGGUGAAGUGCAUUUUGUAGAGUAAGCUGUUACCACAGGCUAUAUGUAGAUCCUUGUAUCUGCGGUUCACUAAGGAACAGCUCUCAUUAAAUGCAAAGGUGAAAAACAAGCAUCAGUACUACUAAAAGGGAACUGACACAGGGUAAUGUGCAGAAGGGGCUGUUGGGCAAGGGAGCUAAUACAGAUUUUCUUUCUUUAGUUUUUUAGAAAAUUGCUUCUGAGAUGGUAUUGUCUUAUCCUUUUGAACACAUACAGGUCCCUUGGCCUGAGUUAAUUAUGCAGAUGGAAGGAAAGGAGCCUUUUUCUUGGUUCCUUGGUGAUGUUCCUUUGAUUCUUCUGUUAACUCUUAAAGGGAGGAAAACCAGCUGAAAGUUUGCUUUAACAAACAUUUUAAGAAAUCCUUUGGGGUUAGUUUUUUCUCUUAUUUUUUAAAUUAGAAUAUGCUAUAACAAUAAAAGGGAAACACUAAUGUUAAUUAUGGUAUGAUACAACCUAAGUGAUUUUUCUGAAAAAGUACAAUGUCAUUGAAAAGUGUUUAUUUCAAAAGAAUUCAUAGUUCCCAUUGAAUUUGUGAAGGCCAAAGAAAUUGAAGGAAAUGGUCAGUAAAGAAAGAUAUUGUAGUCUUAUAUCCACACAUUUUGUAGAUUUUUCUAUACCAGGAUAUUAGAUAGACUGUUUUACCCAUAGAAGCAUAUUUCAUGGUGGGGGUGGCCGGGGGGAGGUCAAUGGGGAAAAAGGAGACAUAUGUAAUACUAUAUGUAAAACUUUAAACAAUAAAAAAGCAUAUUUCAGACUGCUUAGUUUUUAGUGUUAGAAUCGAAUUUGGAAGUUAUAACCCUUAAAUCAUUUUUCUCCCACAAUAUUUAAAUAUUGUUAAUAUAUCAGUAUUUCCUUGGCUUUAUUAAUUUAACCACAUCUUCAGAUCUGUGACAUGGUAACCAAUAGGACUGAUAAUAAUUAGAUUUGAGCCAAUAAUAUCCAGGCUUAAAAUAAAAUCCUAAAUAGCAAGAUGGUAAAGUUAUAACAUAUUAAUUUGUAGGUCUAUAAUAGGCUGAUAUAAGUGUUAGGGAAUAUACCAUAAAUAAUGGCUAGUGAAAACAUUUUAGGAAAUUCUUGAAUUACCUUUCUUACCAUACUAGUUUUCAGAAUGAAUAUAGAAAUGAUCCUGUUAGCUUUUUAAAUGUUAUGUGAUUGAAAUUUUUUUGUUUAAAUAAAACUUUUUGUAUUUGUUUAUAUUGCUCAUGAGCUGGAAAUUUUAGAAUCAUCCUUGCUGGUUUAGUUUCUGUUCUUUAAAAUGAAUGUUUAGUUAACUGAGCCAUUUGGUCAUUUCUUCCUCAUGCCUUGUAAGUCCAGUCAUUCUAAUCCUGAACUGUGAAUAAAUUACUAAAACUUUCUGAGAAUUGCAUUUUGAAGCAAUUUGCUAAUAUUUGAAAUGCAUACAUGUUUGUAAUUGUGUCAAAGAUUGUAUUGUACUAAGAAUGUAGCCAAUGUUUACUUGAAUUGUUAGUAAACAUUUCUGAUGUUAAAAGUUUAUUCGUUAUUGUUGCUUUUAGAAAGAAGACAUGAUUGCAUUUAAUAUAAUCAAAAGUGACAUGUCUCCGCUCCAACUUCACAGGUGUUUUAGAAAGGCUCUACUCUUCUGAUGUCAUACUGCAUGCAUGUACUUUCUCAAGUCUUAAAAAUUUUUUUUGUAAUAAUGUGUUGUUUCUAGCAAAUUGCCAGGGUACACAGUGAUCAGUAACUUUAAGUUAAUUGGUAGUUGCAAACGAAGGAUAUUUAGAAUGGGUGAGUAGCAAGACAGCAUGCCCAGUUGACUCUUGAACAACACGGGUUUGGGCUGAAUUGCAGAUUUUUUUUAAUAGACUAUAAAUGUAUUUUCUCUUCCUUAUGAUUAUCUUCAUAACAUUUUCUUUUCUCUAGAUUCCUUUAUUAUAAGAUAGUAUGUAAUACAUAAAACAUACAAAGUUUGUGUUAAUCAACUUUAUGUUACUAGUAAAACUUCUGGUCAACAGUAAUUAUUGCGUUUUUUGGGAAUCAGAAGUUACAUGUGGCUUUUUGACUGGGGUGGAGGGAAUUAGCACUCCUUCCCCCCAUGUUGUUCAAGGGUCAAUUGUACUCCAAAUUUAAAGUUUCUGUAGAUCUGGCAAUUUGUUAAUCAUAGAACAAAGAUUCCUUUUAUAGGAUCCUAUUAUAAACAGCAAGCCAUAAUCUCUGUCUUUAGUGCUCACAGCACUUGCUGUGUUUUGCAGAAUACCGGUAUACCAGGGUGGUUUGAAUGAAUAGAUGUGCUGUUUUGCCUGCCCAGAGAAUUGAGCCCAGUCUCUUGUCUCUUUCACUCUGUGUUGCUCUGUAGCAAAACGUAGAGCUGCCACCCAGCUGGGAUCAUUUUUUCCACAGGACACAUUUUUGACAUAAAAUUCAGCUUUACUUCUAAGUGAGUAAUUGUCUUUAAAUCCUCCUCAAUUGGCUGUCAGUAAACUGCGUGCUUAUUAAAGGCCAAGAAACAAUUUCCCUGAGUUAAGAGGCCACUUUUCAUUGGAGUGGCAUUUAGGGAAAAACAAAUUCUUUCAUUUUUUUGGAUGAAGGAACGAAGUUCUUAUUGAGUUUCAUAAAUCCAAAGGUAAAUAGUUCUCCCUCACUUAACAAGCAUCCCGGAGCUAUAAACUAAUCUUAUAGUAAUAUCAGAGGAGAUGCCAGGUGAUAGGUCAUUUACCUAGACUCAUUCCCUGGAAAUAUAUAUGUAACGAGAUAAAUUCAUUUUUAUCUUUUUGCUUAGCAUGUAUACAAGAGAUUAUUUUAAGACUGAAAAAACAUUUGUGAACUUCAUAUUAACAUGAUUCAUUGACUCAAGUUCCAGGGGUCACUAAUUUUCUCAUAGAGGAUGCUGUUACGUAGCCAUAUUUUUCUUUUUAUGUUUCAAGAGGUUUUUAAAUGUGUAGGUGUGUAAUUGAAAACUGGAAUCAAGAAUGGAGCUUAUAAACAGUGGAGAAAUGCUCUAUGGAUAGGAUUAUAGUUAUUUUCUUUCCAUUCAUUUAUCAGUCUGCCUGUCUAUAUGUUUAUAUAAAAUUAAAAAGACUUUACACCUGUUAGGAUGAAAGCAA